AUGCACUCAGUCUCCAAGAAGCUCGUGCGCCACGGCACGACUCAGUCGUUACACUCCGAGUUUGUGUUGGGCAAACCGUCAGACCCACGUGAGAUCGAGGCCAUGUUUCGCGUGUUGAUGGAGAAGCGCGACUUCCGGAGCUUGCCGCUGGUGGCACGCAAGGAAAUGUCGCACUACUCAGUGGACAAGAAGUGGAUGUUGAUCUACCAGGACGCGCUCACCGAGUACAAGAAGCAGGAGCGGCAGUUUCUCAAGGGCGACGAUAACAUCACGCCGGAGUUCUACGUCCGCAAGAUAAUGGACAAGUCCAUCACCGAUACUCAGCUCAACAACUUGUGGGUAUCCCUCCGCACAGAGCCAGUCACGUGGGUCAAGGGCUUUGUGGCGGCGCAGGGUGAGGUGGCGCUCGCCAGGGUGCUCGGGCAGCUCACGAACUCCCACUCGUCACUUCUGGAUACGGAGCUAGACAAGGAGCUCCUGAUGGUGAAGUGCUUCCGAUCCGUGCUCAACGUACUGGAGGGCGCCCACCGCAUCUACAAGGCAAAGACAUGCAUGGAGACCAUUACCAACUCGUUGUUCUCUCCGCGGAUGCAGACAAAGAAGAUUGUCACCGACAUUUUGUGCUUCUACGCCAACUGGGGCAAGCACGGCGGCGAGAGCUUCCACCGUAUCUUGACCAUUCUCUCCGCCACACCCCAGGGCUUUGACAAGUCGGGGGUGCUCGACGAGACAGACGACAUGGGGCCCGUGCUGGAACAGAUGAGGCCAUCCGAGACUGCCCUCAGUCUGAUGUCGCGGCGCCAGCUGGUGAUGAACCAACAGAGCUCCAUGACGCGUCUUGAGUUGUGGAUGCGCACGGUACAGAAGACGCUCGACGGCCGAGGGCUCAUGGGGUCCAUGGUCGGCGCUAGCGCGGAGCUCCGCGGUGCCCAGGGAGAGAACCAGCUCAACGAAUACUGCUUGUCAACGAUGAUCUUGAUCAAGUCGUUCACCACCAACCACAAGGACAUCCGCGUCCGGACGCAUUUGCGUGCACAGAUGCGCAGCUUCGGUCUCCCCAAGAUCCUCGAGGCGUUCUACCGACUUGAGUACGACGUGCUUAGCAACUGGAUCAAGGAGUUCGAGAACGCCAUGGCCGACGACUACGCCGUCUUGUCGCGCCACAAGAACCUUCAGGAUCAGUCGGUCAACUUGAACGACCCCGUGAGCUUGAUCGGCAAGAUGUGGGAGAACGUGAAGAACACGGAGGUCGAGGGGUAUUUCAUGUCGGCUAUCCAGCACUUGUUUCUCGCGCAGCUGGACCCGUUAGUAAAGCCGGACAACCCGGAGUUGAUCCGGUCGUUCCGCAUCUUGGACGGAGUCAUCUCGGGCAUUUCGAUGCGCUCGUCUUUAGACGACGAAUCGACGGUGAACGUGGCGAUUCAGAAAUUGUAUUCAACGUUGCAGACCGACGAGGUUGCUCGAAAGGCGGUGGCGGAGCUUCGGGAGGCGAAGAGAGUGGCGAACGAGGCGAGCGCGGAGCGCGACGAGCUUGCGAAGCAGGUGCGGAUGGGCGGUGAGGGCAUGGUUUCCAAGCUCUCGGUCCAGUUGCAGGAACAGGAGAUGGUUUUGCAGCGCCAGCGCAAGUUGAACGACGAAAUGACCUCCGAGCUCGAGGACUUGAAGCGGAAGCGGGUGUUGGAUAGGCACCAACAGGAGUUGGAAAUGCGCGAGAUGUUCAUUAUGUUGAACAACUCCGCCACCACCACCGUCUCUGAGAAGAGCAACGCCGCGUCGGGCAUGUCUGUGUCGAUCGAAACCACCAACCAGGACUUGAUCACCAAGUUGCAGUCACGGUUGGCCAACAAGAAGGAUGAGUACCGUUCGGAGACUCGCAGGUGGGGCAAGCCCACGGUCGAGCCGUCGUCCAGACUCAGGGCGCUUCGCGACAAGAUGGACGAUAUCGAGCAGCAGGCGCGGGAGUUGGAGAUGACGGACUUCCAGAACUACUCUGGCCCUGCAGCCAUGGUGACGCCGUCGCCGAAACGGACCCGCAAGAUCAAGACCGUGAAGGAGGUGGAGAAGAAGGUGCCGAAGAAACACGUUGCGAGCCCGUCGCCGGUGAAGCUCGGACCCGCCAGACCGUGGCAGGAGGACGACCUCGCAAAGCUCUCGUCGCUCCGCAAGAAACUCGUGUCCUUGCAGUCCGAGUCCAAUGAUAUCCUCAAAUACAACCAGGACUUAAAGGACCAGGAGUUGUACAACAAGCAAAAGUACCUCGCGAUGGAACGUCUUCGCGAGUUAGAGGAGAACUUCAAGAAUUUCAACAUCGACUUCACCGCGCCGAACCGUGACUCCCGGCUCGUGGACAUGGAUCCGAAGAUGAUGGCAAAAAUCCAUGCAGAGCUCGCCGAGGCCGAGAGUUUGCGUGCCACCUUGGAGUCUAGGUUGGCUCCGGUGCAGCACCAGGUGAGUGACGAUGACCAACCGACAAACUUCCUGGCCUUGGAGGCCAAGUAUGUCAACGGUCAGAAGGCCACUCCCGUUGCGGAUGUGACAAACAGCCAGAGUCAAUACCAGCCGGCAACAGCUCUGUCCCCGGGCAUGCUGCUUAACUUUUUGAACGAGCUCAGCUCGAAGGUGUCGCGGAAGUCUGCGAUUGACGAUACGGCACUCCCACAGGGGUCGGCUCCGCCGCCAUUACCGAAUGGCACCAGCUCUAAUAUCGUUCCGUCUGUUGCCGCGGGUGUCCCACUAUUGCUGGGUGCCCCUCCACCCCCGCCUUUUCCUCCGCUGCUUGGCACAACCAACGUGCCCAAGCUACUCCCUAGCUUUGAGAUACCAUCGUUGCCGGACAUGCCCUCCCGAUCGGUUUCUCCAUCGCCUCCUCCUCCUCCUCCUCCCCCUCCUCCUCCACCGCCGCCUCCUCUGAUGUCCCCUCUGCUUAUGUCCCCGACGAUGACAGGUGGCCCUCCACCACCACCACCACCAAUGCCCGGCAUGAAGUCACAUCCUAUGACGCCGGUCGCCAUCUCGCGGUCUCCGUCGCCGUUUGAUAACUUCCCGCGCCCGAAGCGUAAGUUGAAGCAGUUGCAUUGGGAGAAGUUCGAGAACACCGAGAACUCCUUCUGGGAGAAACACGCUCCGUCCGAGGCGCUAGCCAGCGAGUUGCAGGAAAAGGGUGUGUUUGACGAAAUCGAAAACAUUUUUGCGGCGAAAGAGUUUAGAAAGUUUGCCACGAAGAAGGGCAAGGAUGAGAAGGAUAAAAUUUCGUUCUUGGCCAGAGACAUUUCCCAGCAGUUUGGCAUCAACCUCCACGGAUUUAACACGAUGUCCGACCAGGACUUGGUGUUGAGCGUGCUUAAUUGCGAUAAGCGGGUCUUUGAAAACGUCAGUAUCUUGGAAUUCUUGGGAAAGGACGAACUCACCGAGAUUCCUAACGGGGUGGGUCGUAACCUCGAGCCAUACAGCACAGAUUACACCCGUGGGGUCGAGGACGGUGGCACAACCAAGCCAGACAAAGACCCAGCCGAAUUGGCAAGAGCCGACCGAGUCUACCUCGAGUUGAUCUACAACCUUCAACACUACUGGAAGUCGCGUAUCCGGGCGUUGCAAACGGUAAUCAGCUUUGAAAAGGACUACUCUGACUUGGUGGCCAAGCUCAGGGUCGUGGACAUUGCCUGCGAGAGCGUGCAGAAUUCAAGCCACCUUCGUGGUCUCUUUGACAUCAUUUUGAUGGUGGGUAACUACAUGAACGAUUCCACCAAACAGGCCCAGGGGUUCAAGUUAAGUACUCUCCAACGCUUAACGUUCAUGAAGGACGAGAACAAUAGCAUUACGUUCUUGCACUAUGUGGAGAAGAUUGUGCGGAACAAGUUCCCUGAAAUGAUGGCGUUUAUGGAUGAGCUUAUUGUGACGGUGGAUGCUGCCAAGCUCUCGAUGGUGCAAAUCGCGGCCGACUGUCGCCAGUAUUCGCAGUCAAUCAUGAAUGUACAGUCACUGAUCGACUUUGGGAACUUAAGUGACCCUACGAAGCUCCAUCCCGAAGACCGGGUGUUGAAGAAGGUGCUCCCGGUGUUGCCCGAAGCGAGACGCAAGGGCGAAUUGCUCACAGACCAGUCGAAGUACACCAUAGCCGAGUUUGACAAGGUGAUGCGCUUCUUUGGGGAAGAGCCGGAGGAUGAGUUUGCACGCAAUUCCUUCUUCCGUAAGUUUGCCAAUUUUUUGCUGGAUUUCAAAAAGGUGAACAAGGAGAACCUCCAGAGGGAGGAGGAGGAACGGGCGUACGAGGCCAGAAAGAAGAUGCUCGAAGGACCGAAGCGCAGCCAGGCUCGGAACGGUCAUCUAGGCGGCGACUCUGAGCCGAGCGAAGAUGUGGAUGGCGCUUUGAUGGACACGCUUUUAGAGAAGUUGAAGGCCGUGGGCCCUGCCAAGAGCGACCCAUUGUCGGCCAGAAGACGGGCCAUUGCGCGCAAGCAGCUUUUGGAAAACACAAGAAAGAACCAGGACGACGAUGGCGACACGUCCCAGUCAUUGGACAUUCCUGACUCUGAUAGCUCUUCGCUAGUGGACUUGCUCGACGAAGGGAUGGUUUCCCCGGCGUCCGACAUGCUCACGGAGGAAGAAACAACUCCAGACGUGGGCUCCAGAGCUAGAAACUUGUUGAAGGAGCUCCGGGGACCCAGCACCGGGCCCGGCCCGGAGGACAAGUUAACCCCAGCGCAGAAGCUCCGCAUGAUGAAGCGGAAAAAAGAGUUGGGCGCCAGCACUUCUGACGUGUCGCUCAGGGAUCUGUCCGAUGUGGUAAGCGACUCAGACCUCCGCUCCUCGGACCACGAGCAAACGGCAUCGGACGUGGAUGUGACCGUUACUCCCGGCCAAGUGGAUACCACCCGGGAGACGGGUUCGCCUUUGUCGGAAGACGAGGCACAUGAUAUCCUUGAAGAGUAG
Molecule: messenger RNA, 4929 nt
Organism: Babjeviella inositovora NRRL Y-12698
Lineage: Eukaryota; Fungi; Ascomycota; Pichiomycetes; Serinales
Gene: BNI1
Product: formin
Exons: 2
Coding region: 1-4929 (1642 amino acids)
Biological process (GO): actin filament bundle assembly; barbed-end actin filament capping; mitotic actomyosin contractile ring assembly
Cellular component (GO): cell division site; mating projection tip; cellular bud neck
Molecular function (GO): actin binding; small GTPase binding
Source: RefSeq, a predicted model, not a curated record